Molecule: messenger RNA, 1029 nt
Organism: Penicillium antarcticum
Lineage: Eukaryota; Fungi; Ascomycota; Eurotiomycetes; Eurotiales; Aspergillaceae
Product: ribonuclease H2 catalytic subunit RNH201
Exons: 1
Coding region: 1-1029 (342 amino acids)
Biological process (GO): mismatch repair; DNA replication, removal of RNA primer
Cellular component (GO): ribonuclease H2 complex
Molecular function (GO): RNA-DNA hybrid ribonuclease activity; RNA binding
Source: RefSeq, a predicted model, not a curated record
AUGACCAAAGACACCUCUUCCGCCAAUGCACAGGAAUCAUCCACUUUCAUCCCCCCCAGUGUGAUCCCCGAACGGCUGUUCUCCGGUGAUUCCUACGCGUACUACACUCCAUGUCCCGACGCAAUCACGCCUCAAAAUGUCUCUCCUACAGCCAACGAUACAGUCAAAAGUACACCCUGCGUUCUGGGGGUUGACGAGGCCGGGCGUGGCCCGGUUCUAGGACCAAUGGUCUACGGUGCCUUCUACCUUCCUCUCGAGCUCCACCACUCGCUUUUGACCGAACAGCAUAGCUUUGACGACAGCAAAGUGUUGACCCCUGCGGUACGUGCCAAUCUGAUGCAGCUUUUGAACACACCAGGAGACUCCCUGUUUGAGUCUUGUGGGUAUGCAAUCAAGGUACUUUCGGCGCGCGACAUCUCUUCCGGCAUGAUGAGAUCACCCACAGCAGUGUACAACCUGAACGCCCAGGCGAUGGAUGCAACGGUGGAGAUCAUUCGAGGUGUUGUUCAAGACCGUGGAAUUGAUGUGCGAGAGGUUUACAUUGACACCAUUGGCAACCCGGCCACAUACCAGCAAAAACUGGAGCGAAUAUUCCCAUCUUUGAAGAUCACUGUCGCAAAGAAGGCAGACUCACUGUAUCCCUGUGUCAGCGCUGCCAGUGUGGCAGCCAAAGUGACGCGUGAUGUUGCGCUGGAGAUUAUGUACGAAGACAUUCUCAAAGCUCAGCAAUUGUCUGGCCCAGCCCCUGAGACUUGGGGAAGCGGGUAUCCCUCGGAUUCAAAGUGUGUUGGCUGGCUUCGACGCAACAUGGACCCUAUAUUCGGAUGGGGCAAUGAAUGUCGAUUCAGCUGGGGUACUGCGAAGGAAAUGCUCGAACUGAAAGGUGGAGCAAGGGUUGACUGGCCUGCCGACGAGGAGGACGGCGCUUCGAGACUCAGUGAGUUCUUAGUAUCGUCUGGUCCGGGGAAAAGCACAACUCGAGAUGGAUUACGAGACUGGUACGGGCAGAGGCCAACAGAGAUACUAUAA